GGAGGGUGUCGCAGUCGCUCCCAGCUGCAGGCUGCCACCCACAUUUUCUUCAGAUACCUGGUGACCUUAGACGAGGACCCUGGAGAAUCACCGAGGUCAGGGCCCUGCGUCCACGCUCAGACUUGCAUGGAGGAGUUUCCCUUUAGGGCCACUGAAGAGCUGCUCGCAGGUGCGCAGGUACCAGCGUACAGAACUGCUUGCAGGGCAGUAUCACUUUUGAAGAUGUGGCUGUGUACUUCUCUUGGGAGGAGUGGGAUCUUCUUGAUGCGGCCCAGAGACACCUGUACCUUGAUGUGAUGCUGGAGAACUUGGUACUAACAUCCUCUCUGGAUUGUUCAUGUGGAGCGGAAGAUGAAGUGGCACCUUCUAAGCUGGGCCUUUCUGUGGAAUCCUCACACGUUGGGACACCAAAAGAAGGGUCGUCUUCCCAGAAUGCCUACAGUUGUGAAAUUUGUGGCCUGGUUUUGAGAGAUAUUCUACACUUGGCUCAGCACCGUGGAACACAUUGUGGGAAAAAACCAUAUUCCUAUGGGAAACAAUUCUACUUCACUGAUAAUCUUCCUCAGCACCAAAGGCAGCACAUUAAAGAGUUACCCUUUGGAAACUCUGUGGACAGAACCUCAUUUAUAAAGAGCUGCAUGGUCCAUGUGUCAGGGAAGCCUUUUACUUGGAAGGGAGUUGGGAGGGGCUUCCUGGCCAGCAUGGGAUUUCCCUGUCCGGAAACCACUCACACAGGGGAAAAACCAAGUAACUGUCAGAUGGCCUUUCACAGUGGGAAAAAUCAUAACUGGGGAGAAUGCAAAAAAGCCUUCAGCCACACAAACAUACUGGUUCAGCACCAGGGAGUCCUCACCGGGAAAAGGCUUUUUGAGUGCAGCAAGUGUGGGAAAGCCUGUACACGAAGGUGUAAUCUAAUUCAGCACCAGAAAGUCCACAGUGAAGACAGGCCUUACGAAUGCAAUGAGUGUGGAAAAUUCUUUACCUACUACUCUAGCUUCAUUAUCCAUCAGAGAGUUCAUACUGGAGAAAGGCCUUAUGAGUGUGAUGAAUGUGGGAAAUCCUUCAGUCAGAUCUAUAGUCUCAACAGCCAUAGGAAAGUUCACACUGGAGAAAGGCCUUAUGAGUGUGAGGAAUGUGGGAAAUAUUUUAGCCAAAGGUCCAAUCUCAUUCAACAUCAGAGAGUUCACACUGGAGAAAGGCCUUACGAAUGCAAUGAAUGUGGGAAAUCUUUUAGCCAGAACUUUAGCCUCAUUUACCACCAGAGAGUGCAUACUGGAGAAAGACCUCAUGAGUGCAGUGAGUGUGGGAAAGCCUUUAGCCGAAGUUCCAGCCUCAUUCACCACCGAAGACUUCACACUGGAGAGAGGCCUUAUGAGUGCAGUAAGUGUGGGAAGUCUUUCAAGCAGAGCUCCAGCUUCAGUUCACAUCGGAAAGUCCACACAGGGGAAAGGCCUUAUGUAUGUGGAGAAUGUGGAAAAACUUUUAGCCAUAGCUCCAACCUUAGGAACCACCAGAGAGUUCACACUGGGGAAAGGCCUAUUAAGUGCAAAGAAUGUGGGAAAUCCUUCAGCUGCAAAUCUAACCUCAUUAAACACCUGAGAGUUCACACUGGAGAAAGGCCUUACGAGUGCAGUGAAUGUGGGAAGUCCUUUAGCCAAAGUUCUAGCCUCGUUCAACACCGGCGAAUUCACACUGGAAAAAGACCUUAUCAAUGUAGUGUAUGUGGGAAAUCCUUCAGCUCCAAAUCUGUCCUCACUCAACACCAGAGAGUUCACACUUAGCUGUGUGUGGAAUACACACAUUGCUUAUACUAUCAUACUGGAUCAGACCACCUGAGAGAGCCAUGUAUCUGAAUUGAACCCUUAAGAUAUGAAGACACAUAGUGGGGAGAGUCCCCUUCCAGGUCAUAGAAGCUUAACGCAAGUGUGUUUAACUUUCUAAUCUGUGCAGAGGCUUUGGCAUUUGUCACUGUUUUGAGGCAGAGGGAAUUUCACUACUACACUUGGAAGUCUAUACAGUGUACCAGUCACCACUCCAGCAUGUACAGAAAAGCUGGCCUUUGGUUCCCUUUUGCUGGAUGAAGAUGUGACAAGUCUAAACUCUGAUUCCUGUUUUCCUGAAGUUAGGGCACAAACUUGACCCAGGUAGUACUGAUGACCCAGGUAAGUAAGUGUUUGGGCAGCUUGUUGAGAAGAGCUCUUCUGACUGGAUUUUUUCCAGCUUCUAAGUCACCAGCCUGGAAACUACCUGCUUACAUUGUUUUGAUUUUUGUAAUAAUAAAGACUUCAUUAUUUAAGUUA
Messenger RNA from Chinchilla lanigera (long-tailed chinchilla), 2300 nucleotides. RefSeq names its product zinc finger protein 211. The coding region runs from base 297 to 1781 and encodes 494 amino acids. Gene Ontology annotation, biological process: regulation of cytokine production; negative regulation of transcription by RNA polymerase II; regulation of immune system process. The record is from RefSeq and is a predicted model, not a curated record. Lineage: Eukaryota; Metazoa; Chordata; Mammalia; Rodentia; Chinchillidae. The transcript has 3 exons.